Molecule: messenger RNA, 342 nt
Organism: Mesorhabditis spiculigera
Lineage: Eukaryota; Metazoa; Nematoda; Chromadorea; Rhabditida; Rhabditidae
Source: the annotation of a GenBank genome assembly
AUGAAGGUCCUGAUCUUAGCUGCCCUGGUGUCCCUGGCCUCAGCAGGAUUUUUCGAUGAUAUUGCCGAUGGAUUCAAAUCAGCUGGAGACUGGGUGCAGAACAAAGCAGCGCCUGCUGUCAAGGAAGCUGCUAGUGAUACGGGUGAUUGGGUGCAUGAAAAAGCCGUGCCAGCCGUGAAGACUGCUGCCAGUGAUACGGGCGAUUGGAUCAACGACAAGGCUGUGCCCGCUGUGAAAUCCGCGGCUUCUGACACUCAUGACUGGGUGCGCGACACGGGUGUUCCUGCUGUGGGAAAGGCGGCUUCUGAUGCCGGCGAUUUCAUCCAGGGCAAGGACCGGAAA